AUGGCCGCGAAACGGAAGCGCUCCCGGACAGCCACCCCACACAGCAGCGCGGCGCGCGCACCUGGCAUGCCUGGAUGUCCCUGCUCUGGCUGUGGCAUGGCGGGCCAAAGGCUCCUCUUCUUCAUUGCUGUUUCCCUGGAGCUCCUGGGAGGGGCUGGGGGCUCCCAGCAGGCCCUCCGGAACCGGGGGGCUGCAGCCGCCUGUCGCCUAGACAACAAGGAAAGCGAGUCCUGGGGGGCCCUGCUAAGCGGGGAGAGGCUGGACACCUGGAUCUGCUCCCUCCUGGGCUCACUCAUGGUGGGACUCAGCGGGGUCUUCCCAUUGCUGGUCAUUCCCCUGGAGAUGGGGGCCACACUGCGCUCAGAAGCUGGGGCCCAGCGCCUGAAGUGGCUGCUCAGCUUUGCCCUGGGGGGACUGCUGGGCAAUGUGUUUCUCCACCUGCUCCCCGAGGCCUGGGCCUACACGUGCAGCUCCAGCCUGAGUGGUGAGAGGCAGAGUCUGCAGCAGCAACAACAACUGGGGCUGUGGGUCAUUGCUGGCUUCCUGACCUUCCUGGCUUUGGAGAAGAUGUUCCUGGACAGCAAGGAGCAUGAGGGGGCCAACCAGGCCCCCAGCAAAGACCCCGCUGCUGCCGCGCUCAAUGGAGGCCGCUAUCUGGCCCAGCCGGCUGCAGAGCCCGGCCUGAGCGCCGUGGUCCGGAGCAUCAAAGUCAGUGGCUAUCUCAACCUGCUGGCCAACACUAUAGACAACUUCACUCAUGGGCUGGCUGUGGCUGCCAGCUUCCUCGUGAGCAAGAAGAUUGGGCUCCUGACCACCAUGGCCAUCCUUCUGCACGAGAUCCCCCAUGAGGUCAGCGACUUUGCCAUCCUGCUCCGGGCCGGCUUUGACCGAUGGAGCGCAGCCAAGCUGCAGCUCUCAACGGCACUGGGGGGCCUGCUGGGGGCCUGCUUCGCCAUCUGUACACAGUCCCCCAAGGGAGUAGGUACGGGCGUGAGGAGACUGUGGCCUGGAUCCUGCCUUUCACCUCUGGCGGCUUCCUCUACAUCGCUCUGGUGAACGUGCUGCCCGACCUCCUGGAGGAAGAUGACCCAUGGCACUCCCUGCAGCAAGUGCUUCUGCUCUGCGCAGGGAUCGUGGUGAUGGUGCUGUUCUCGCUCUUCGUGGAGUAACCAUCCCUGACACCCUGUCCCCCCAGCAAUAAGACUCGGAUUUACUCUGUGACCUGUGUGAAGGCAGAGAGGGCGAGUGUCUGUGAGAGCCAGUGAGCUUCUGACCAGACAAAGGGAUGGUAUGUGUGUGUGCGUGUGUGGUGUGUGUAUGUGCGCACAGAGGUGUGUGAGACCGACACUGUGAUCCCUCCUGCGCUGGGCCCAGGGCCCAUGCCCGUGCCCGCCCCCAGCCACACUGUGGUCCUCUCUCCUUGCCACCCUGUCAUCUUGUACCUCCCAGAGAGAGUAGUGAGGGAACCAGCACUGGCCCCAGGCAGACGCCCCUCCCCACCAUGACCCCAAGGGGAGUGAAGGGCAGCCCCAGGAGCCCCAGGCUGCAGGGAACUCCAGAGCUCUCCCACUGUGGCCUCAUAGAUGGGUCCCUGGCUGAGAGAAUAAACCCCUCUGCUCAUGUACCCAGCCCUGGGCAGCCUCCAGGCAGGCUGGGGUGACUUCCCUCUGCAGUAUCCAUGGUCCUGGCCCUUCCUUCGCCAGCUCUAAGGCCAAAGAGAGGAGAGGCAGGUGCUCUUGCAGCCCCAGCCCCACUCAGCACUGACAGUCCCACCCAUCCCAGCACAGAAAUGGGAGAUGCUUUUUAAGACUUUUCCCUUGGGCUGCCCGCCCUGGGCCAGCUCCUGUCCCCAGUGAAUGUUCCUUGGCAGCGCUAGCAGCUCUUGCCACCUCCAGCUGCCAAACAGCAGCCUGCAGGGCAGCCAGCAGCCCCGGGCCAGAGAGGCCUCCCGGUCCAGCUCAGGGAUGCUCGAGCCAGCACAGGGGCCAGGCAGACAUUCUGGGGACAGGAAGAGAGUGGGUCAUGGCUGCCCCUCCCUGCUCGGGCCCCUGUUCCUGUCCCACUUCGAGGAGGGGUGGGGGGUGAGGGCUCCAUGUUGUCAGCACUCAGGAAUGCGCUCUGGGAGAAUGCUGAAGCCAUAAUCCCCAGCUAUUUCCCUUGGCUGAUGCCCAGGUACUCAGCUGGCUCACUCCACAGCCAAGCCCAAGCCCAGCUGCUCAACCAUGGACGUUCUCAGAAGUGGCCACCAAGGGGGUCUGAAUGGUUUUACAGCAGUUUUGCUGAUUCCGUUUGUAUCUGUAAAUACCUAUUCUAUAUGUAAGAUUCAAAUAAAUA
Molecule: messenger RNA, 2334 nt
Organism: Molossus molossus (Pallas's mastiff bat)
Lineage: Eukaryota; Metazoa; Chordata; Mammalia; Chiroptera; Molossidae
Gene: SLC39A13
Product: solute carrier family 39 member 13
Exons: 10
Coding region: 1-1056 (351 amino acids)
Biological process (GO): zinc ion transmembrane transport; intracellular zinc ion homeostasis
Cellular component (GO): membrane
Molecular function (GO): zinc ion transmembrane transporter activity
Source: RefSeq, a predicted model, not a curated record